Messenger RNA from Camellia sinensis, 1879 nucleotides. RefSeq lists its product as uncharacterized. Lineage: Eukaryota; Viridiplantae; Streptophyta; Magnoliopsida; Ericales; Theaceae. The record is from RefSeq and is a predicted model, not a curated record.
UCAUUGAACUUCCCAUUUCUCUUUCUUACUUUCUUUCAUCUGUUAUCCACCACCUCUCUCUGUCUCCUUUGAUAGCCCCUCCAAACCAAACCUCUCUCCCUCUCUGUCUCUCUCUUUUCAUGUAAUCCUCCAAAAAGCACAAAAUCCACGCCUACAACUCUCUCUCUGUACUGCAAAAAUCCCCCAAAAAAGCCCAUCAGACAACACACACAACCGAACCAAAAGCAAAAGUAGGAGAGAAAAGCACAUAUAGAGAGAGAAAAGGGUAGAUUUUGAGAGAGAGAGAGAGGAACAGUAGGAGACAGACAAAGCAAAAAUCAUUUUCUGCAAUUGCUUUCCUUAUCCAUCCAUUCAUGGGUUGCUCUGCUUCUCGUUCACAUACCCUUCUCUCUACACCCACCGAUCAACAACCCCCUUCCUACCCAUCAUCUUCUUCUCUCUCUUCUUCUUUCUACUCUGAUUCCAAUUCCACCCCAAUCUCUCGAACUCUUUCUCUCCCCACCCCUCUCGUUCACCACCCGCCUCUCCGCAAAGGCGACACUAACCACUUGGUUUCUCUCACCUCCACCACCUACGGUUCUCUCAUCCUCGUCGACCCAAUUCCAAACCCUAACUCUAAUCCCACUUUCAACGCUCACGAUUGUCCCAAUUUCUCUUCUUCACCUUCCCAGAUCUCCAGAACCCUAACCCUAGCUGACCCAAAAGAGCCCUCAUCACCCGACUCUGUUAUCAACACUUGGGAGCUCAUGGAAGGUCUGGACGACUUCGAUUUCGAUUUUGUUCAAAAACCGACUUCUUCAAUCUAUGACUGUCCAAUUGAGUCCCCGAAAAAACCCAAUUCGUAUCAGUACUCGGAUUGUAAUGGGUCUGUCAAGCAAGGCUAUGAAUCGCUUGAUUCACUGAGUUCUUUUGAAAUUGUGGAACUUCCUGAUUCGAAGCCGUUAUGGAAGCAUUUGUCGGAGGAGUCGUUGCUCGCAAAAAUGGACCCCAAUGUGGUUUCUAGUUACAGGUUAGCGUUGUCAUCGAAGCGAUUAGGGUGCAGAGAUUCAAAGCCUAAAGCAAUUAGACCUGUGGAGUCAGGUACUAAGAGUUGUUUAUCACCCAGUAAUCAAUUCUAUUUGCAAGGAUCUGAGGAUAAAAUUGUCUUGUAUUAUACGAGUCUGCGUGGAAUUCGGAGGACUUAUGAAGAUUGUUGUGCUGUUAGGAUGAUUCUUAGGGGCUUUAGGGUGUAUGUAGAUGAGAGGGAUAUAUCAAUGGACUCAGCAUAUAGGAAGGAGUUGCAGAGUGUGUUGGGAGGGAAGGCGGUGACUUUACCGCAGGUGUUUAUUGGAGGGAAGUAUGUUGGGGGUGCUGAUGAGAUUAAACAACUGCAUGAGUGUGGUGAAUUGGUAAUUCUUUUGGAAGGGUUUCCGGUUCGGGAUCUGGGGUAUGUUUGCGAGAGUUGUGGAGAUGCGAGGUUUAUGCCAUGCCCGAAUUGUAAUGGAAGUAGGAAAGUUUUUGAGGAAGAGGAAGGGAAAUUGAGGAGGUGCCCAGAAUGCAAUGAGAAUGGGUUGAUUCGGUGCCCGGGUUGCUGCUCUUAAAUGCUGCUGCUGCUGAUUAUUGACGCGAUCACAUCGGUAUCUUUCAUGAAAAGAAAAUGUUAGUAAUGAAUUGAAUAUCUGUCUCUUUUAGGAUUUUGUUUGAAACUUGCUUCAAUCUGUCUAUAUUAUUUAGCCGUUGGAUAUUAUUGUUCAUUGUCUCUCUGAACAAACUUGGAAAUAAUAAAAUAUUGCUAGAUGCUUGUUCCCAUUCAGUGUAGAGGAUUGUGGGGGUUUCACAUGUUAGCCGUGUGAGAUUGUUUAUUCAUUUUAUUUGUAAUAUAAAUUUUGUUUUGUCUGUG